Nerophis lumbriciformis (worm pipefish) is the source of this 396-nucleotide messenger RNA. The record is from RefSeq and is a predicted model, not a curated record. NCBI's taxonomy places the organism in Eukaryota, Metazoa, Chordata, Actinopteri, Syngnathiformes, Syngnathidae.
AUGGCUGGUAUUAAAGCUUUGGUCGGGUUGUCUUUUAGUGGCGCCAUCGGACUGACGUUUCUGCUUCUGGGUUGUGCAGUGGAACAAUAUGGAGUUUACUGGCCGCUGCUGGUGCUGAUAUUUUACAUCCUGAGUCCGAUCCCCACCUUCAUAUCAAGACGUCUGAGUGAUGACACUGAUUCCUCCAGCAAUGCAUGUAGAGAACUGGCCUAUUUUGUAACAACUGGACUAGUCAUAUCGUCUUUUGGGCUCCCCAUCGUCCUCGCUCGCAACAACACAAUCCAGUGGGGCGCCUGCGGUCUUGUAAUGACAGGAAACGCUGUUAUCUUCCUCACAAUCCUCGGCUUUUUUCUGGUGUUCGGAGGUGGUGAGGACUUCAGUUGGGAACAGUGGUAA